Messenger RNA from Talaromyces proteolyticus, 852 nucleotides. RefSeq names its product S-adenosyl-L-methionine-dependent methyltransferase. Lineage: Eukaryota; Fungi; Ascomycota; Eurotiomycetes; Eurotiales; Trichocomaceae. The record is from RefSeq and is a predicted model, not a curated record. The coding region runs from base 1 to 852 and encodes 283 amino acids. Gene Ontology annotation, molecular function: methyltransferase activity. The transcript has a single exon.
AUGGCCCAAACUCAACCAGGAAACUACACCCAAGGCCACUCCCACCAUACCACAGCAACCCACCAAGCCCGCACCGCCGAAGUCGACGCCGCCUUUCUGCUCCCUUACAUCAAAAAGACAGACCACAUCCUCGACGUCGGCUGCGGACCCGGCACCAUCACCACAGGGCUCGCCAAGUACGCCCCCGAAGGUGCCACAAUCGGCAUUGACAUUUCCACUGCCGUGCUAGACAAAGCCAAAACCCUAGCCGCCGCCGCCAACGCCCCUACCCAGGGUCCGGGCUCUGUAGUGUUUGAGGAAGGAAAUGUCCUCGAGCGGCUGAAAUACGCGGAUGACUCGUUCGACAUUGUGUAUGCGUCCCAGGUCUUCGGCCAUUUCCCGCCGCCUGAAAUGCCGCUGAGCGCGCUCGUCGAGAUUAGACGGGUUCUGAAACCCGGCGGGAUUGUGGCGACGCGGGAUGCCGCUUUUCAAAGGUUUUACCCGUCGGAGUCGCAGCUGGAUAGGUUGUGGAGCGCGAAUUUGAGACGGGGGCUGUUUAAGGGGGAUGCGGAGGUGGCACAGACAGGGCCGAUGAUGCCGGCGCUGAUGCGGAAGGCUGGGUUUGAUGCUGAUGGGGGGAAGGUCAAGGUGGGCGCGGGGAGUACGGUGUUUGCGGGGCAGGAGACUAGGAAGUGGUUGGCCUGGCGGGUUGGUGGGCAGCUCAAGGAGGGCGAUCCGUUUCGGCAGAGUUGGUUGGAUGCUGGGAUUACAGAGGAGGAGAUUCAGGAGACGCUGAGGGCCGUGGAGGCGUGGGCUGUCACAGAUGAUGCUUGGUUUGCGUCGUUGCAGUGCGAGAUGCUGGCGUGGAAGUGA